AUGACAUCAGCUAUCACUCGGUUUCUAACAUUUUCGGACGAGAUUAUUCUCAACAUUUGCAGUUAUCUACGUCCCAUUGAUGUUUUACAUUCAUUCACGCGUCUCAAUCGUCGAUUAAACAAAAUAAUCGCACAGUAUCGAAAAGAAUGUCUCAUUAUAUCAGACUUGUCAUAUUCUCGUUUUCUUAGUCUCUCCGAAUGGACGAUACCGUCAAUCGGUUCUCAAAUUCGAAGUUUGCUCUUAAAUACUAAACAUUCAUUAAAUCUAUUGAAAAUUUUGAAUGAAAAAAUAGAGUUUGAUGAAUUAUUUGUUAAUAUUGAACAUUUAUUCCUAAUUCUUAUUGAUCAAAAUGAUAAUGAUGAAAUUGAUAUACUCUUGUCAAAAGUCGAACGUCUUCAAAUGUUAUGUGAACUUGAUAUUGUUACAUGUAAAGAUUCAAUUAGCUUAGAUACAGUCAGUGAUCAAUUGAUCAAAGUAUCAAUUAAAUCGUCUCUAGAUCAAGGAAUAUCUAUUCAUUUAUCAAUGUAUACUAUUAAAGAUUUGGUUGUGACCCUGAAAGAUGUUACAAAUCUAAUUGACAUACUCAAUUCUUUUACUAAUCUUCGACGUCUUCAUGUAACAAUUCUUCCAAUACAUUUACAAAAUUCUAUUAAAAACGUUCAAAAAAACUCUUUUGACAUUAUUCGUUCUAAACCAUCCGAAUAUCUAGUUGAUUUUCAUUUAAAAAUAGAUUCAAUAGAUCUUUCUUUUACUGAUUUGCGCACACUUAUCAAUCCGAUGACAUCAUUAAAAAUAUUAUCAGUUGUACUACGUGCAAAUGAUGGAAAUUAUCUUGUUGAUGAACAAUGGAUUGAUUGGUUAUCUGAUUUUUCCACAAUUAAUCAAAUUUCAUUGUUCAAUUCGAAUAAAAAAUAA
Messenger RNA from Didymodactylos carnosus, 915 nucleotides. The record is from the annotation of a GenBank genome assembly. NCBI's taxonomy places the organism in Eukaryota, Metazoa, Rotifera, Eurotatoria, Philodinida, Philodinidae.